GUUUACAAUUUCGAGAACGAGUCCUAUGAGGUUGUUAAAGCGAACGGGUGACAGAACAGGAAGAAACGGAAGAAGAGAAUACGUAUUUGUGCGUCUGGUCGUACGCACACGCGUCAAGCGAUUUACUGCGGAGACUUUUUACUGAUCUAAAAUGGCAAAAUCGGAAAUCAAUAACGAGUUUAUCCUUCUGCGACACGCAGUUCGCCAGGCGAGAGUUUGUGUACUGAACAAGCUUAUCAAGGAGGCCAAACUGCUGCGGGAUAGACAUGGGAACGAGGCGCAGCGAGCCAAGUGCGCGAGGAAAGCCGACAAGCUUGUCGCCGAGGUUUACGCGCUGAAGACGAUUAAGGACGACGAGAUUUCAAGAUUUGGGAUCUUGAACGAGAGAGAUCUGACUGAAAUAUUGAUGGAUCAGUCGUCGAGUAGUGGCACUCGCAUAAUGGCGAGGGUGGCGAAUUAUAAAACUCUGGAUAAAAGACUGGCCCAGUUCAAGGAGAGGUUCCCGGACUGUAAGGAACAUCUGGCAGAGAAAAAGAAGAAGAAGACUACGAAGGUGACGGGCAAGGAUGCUGCAAAAACUAGAAAAUCUAAAGAGAACAAUACUCGGAAUAAAGGCUCAAAGAAACAGAAGAUCGACUCGGGUGAAAACGUUGAACAACCUCAACGUAACAAAGCUGAGGCGUGCAACGAGUCGUCCGAAACGAGGGGUAGCUCGUGCAAGCGCAAAAGGACGUCGGACGAUGUUUGUACGGAAAAACGAAAAUUGCCAAGAGGCAGUGCGUCAGAAGCUGCAGUCGUGGAUAAGCAAUCUAGUGUAAUUAAACCGUCUGGCGUUACAAAAGAGGCGACGGUGAAAAGGUUUGCGGAGCUGUUGGAGGAACAAGAAUCUCAUCGAGAUGCACAGAUGUCUGUCGAGAAUCAAGAAUCCGCGAGCACUGCGGCUGAACAGGCAAAGUCAGUCGACGACUUCUUUAUUGCGGGAGAUGGUCAAAACUACCAAGGAAAUGACGCCUCGACGUCGUACAAGAGAUCUCAAAGAUACAACACGCGAGCCAAGGCUCUCCAAUCGAACGAUCAAAUUAAGGAACAAAAUGCAAACCGCAAAAACGAAAGAAACUUCAGUAAAAGAUACCCGGAUAAACAAUCCUUCGUGAAAUCCAAGAGAACGGCAUUCAACAAUAAGAGCGCAAACAAGAGUAACGCAAGUGAGACCGCGAUUAACAAUAAAAGAGACGAGGAUACCAGUUUACAUCCUUCUUGGAUGGCCAAGAAAAAGGAGCAGGAAAUCAUCAGAAGAGGAUUUCAGGGCAAGAAGAUUGUAUUUACGGAUGAUUAGGCGUGAUGGUUUACCGCGUGGAUCCAGUUGAUAAAUUAAUCACGAACUUCUGUAAAGUGCAUUGCAAAUUUCUGAUACAUUCAUUAUAUCGUUUUAACAAAAAUGUAUACAUAUGUACAUUUACUUCAUGUAAAUAAUAUAUUCUUAUGUGUUAUAUGUCUUCUUUUCUACAUAGUUUACGCAAUUGUCAAUAAAAUGCAAUUAAAUCCA
Molecule: messenger RNA, 1546 nt
Organism: Vollenhovia emeryi
Lineage: Eukaryota; Metazoa; Arthropoda; Insecta; Hymenoptera; Formicidae
Product: serum response factor-binding protein 1-like
Exons: 2
Coding region: 152-1336 (394 amino acids)
Biological process (GO): maturation of SSU-rRNA
Cellular component (GO): nucleus; 90S preribosome
Source: RefSeq, a predicted model, not a curated record